Messenger RNA from Paramuricea clavata, 914 nucleotides. Lineage: Eukaryota; Metazoa; Cnidaria; Anthozoa; Malacalcyonacea; Plexauridae. The record is from the annotation of a GenBank genome assembly.
GGAGGAAAGGACUGUUUUAUGGACGAGCCAAUAACAAAAAAAGUCAAAGUAGAUAAGAGUGCUCAGGAGGGUAAACCGUAUAAUAUCAAUUUGAUGAAUUGUUUGGUUUUAUUUAAAAUGUUAUGUGUGAUAUGUGUGAACUGUUUAUUAUUAAAAGUGUGUAUCUUCCAAAUGUUGUUGUUGUUUUUUACUUUUUGUGCUGCAAAGACAUUGCAGGUAAGUAUUAGACGUGAAUAUUAAAGAAGAUUAUUAGAGUGGAAUAUUAGAGGGAAUAUUAAUCUAUUGUUUCGUCAUUUGUUAUCAGUGAUUGUUUUCAGCCCCGCUCUUCCCCUGUUGAUAUCAAAAACCGCACUCGGCUUUCAGACAGUUGGAUAUAUUCCCCGAUAAGAACAAAGGAAACCGAGCAAUGUGAAAAUUAAGAGAAAUAUACAUCCAAAUAACUCAAAACGCUUUUUAGAAAUAUGUCAAAAGAACUCAAAACACUUUUUAUGCUAGGUGUUCCAAAAAUAACUGGACACUGUUUGAUUUCAUAUAAUGUAAAAUCAUACACAUUUUCAUAAUUUACAAUUUCAAUAAUGUAAAUCAUAUGCAAUAUAUCAAACAGUGUCCAGUUUUUUUGGGACAUCUGGUACUUUAUUGUCAGCACACUUGGCAUAAUAUAGUAGCUAACUAGCUAUUACUCCACUGAAUCCACUUCGACCAAAUUGGUCGGCUCAUUUGGCUCCAAAGCCUUCCAGGCACUUCUUGACAUCUCUCUCCUCCGCAGAGGUUAUUUAUUCUAUUUAGGUUCUCUUCGGAUAUUUCUCGGAGUUAAUCGCGAUAGGGCACUGGACAAAACUAAUGCGGGCAAAGACGAAAUGGGAGGCGAGCGAAAAAAUAACCUCUGCCAAAUUGCUGUCGUUUUCCUGCUGAAA